Cladophialophora immunda is the source of this 3270-nucleotide messenger RNA. RefSeq lists its product as uncharacterized. Bases 612 to 3029 code for a protein of 805 amino acids. The record is from RefSeq and is a predicted model, not a curated record. The transcript is spliced from 4 exons. NCBI's taxonomy places the organism in Eukaryota, Fungi, Ascomycota, Eurotiomycetes, Chaetothyriales, Herpotrichiellaceae.
CCAUUCCCAUGGCGCGUGAGUUUCUCGUCCUGCAAGCCUCGUCCGCAGUCCGCAGUCCGCGGCGCCGUAUGGCUCCCCCGGGGAUGAACCACGAAACUAUUUCUCGGGCGGUCGAACGGCGCAUCCAUGCCCAUCGACUCGUCUCGAUGCUUUGAUCCUUAUCUCGUUCUGGCCCGCCAUUUCGCAGUCCGCUUGCAUUUGUCUGGCUGUCUAUCCCUGAAUCAAGAACUAUGUACGUGGUACAGCCCGCCAUCCACAACGCCUACAGCUGUGAGACCCAACCAACACGGGGCUCGCUUGCAUCAAUCUGGUCGAAGUAUGCACAGGCCAAUACGAGCCAUUAUCGCUGCAGGCAGCCGGCUUGCAGGGCAGCAGUCCACAAACGUACGAAGUGCCUUUUGGGACUUUCGUAGAGCAUCUUCUACCUGCCAAUAGUCUGGGCUCAGCCUCAGCCUUCAAGAAAUUCGCUUUCAUCUUCCCCUCUUCUUGGUGUCUUAUUUACGUCGAAGUCCUCGAAGCCGCUUCAAUGAGUUGAUACGGGACCACUAUUUCCCUCCUAAUUUUCAAACACUGACAACCAGAAUUGCGGCUGAGAGCGUCGAGCCGAUACCAUGGAUGUUAUGUCGGUUGAGGCAUGUGUUCAAGCGGUUGUUGGUGCCUACCGCGAUGCUUCGAAGUUGGUGCAGCGGCUCAAAAAUAAACAAAAUGCUUCGGAGGAGUUCAUAUUGCCAGAGCAGUUGACGAAAGAUUUCGAGGACUCUCUGUCACUGGGAUGUUCCGCAGUCCAGAGCUUGUACGACCACGACGUUCGUCGUUUUGGCGAGACCUACGCCCGAGGGGACGCGAUCGCCCGAGAACAGAUGAAAGACAUCCUCAUCAAUCUGCAGCAAGCAGUGAUCUCGCAUCUGCGGGAAGUCUUCAUGGAUGAAGCGAUGUUGGACCUCCACAUGUUAAAGGAGACAUCGGAUGAUUGUCGGGUCAAUGCAACUGUGUGCCUAGGCCAGCUGUACCAGCGUAUGUCGACGGCGACAGCGGCAAUGAAGCAAAUAUCUCGUCCAUAUGUCGAUGACUCGGACAAGGUCCAGUUGCCUGGAUCCCUAGCUUAUUCAAGCAGCCGCAGUACGCAUUCCUCGUUCGGUGGAAGACCAUACGACAGCCAAUCAGCCACAUCCUACACCACAUACAGCUCAAGGACGGCCGUGGGACACGACCGCAAACCAUCUGGUGGUUUGGCGCCGCAACGGAGGACCUCCAUGAAUUCAGCAUUCUCUUACACGAGCGAAGCCCCCAAGAGCCGUACGCCUGGUGAAGACAAUGUGCCGGCCCUCCCUUCCCCUAUGCAGAGACAGACAAGCCAAGGCGCUGUUGAGACUACGCCCAAUGGUUUUGGUGUGCCCCAGCAACUGGAGGACAGGGCUCCUUCAACAAAUACUGAUCCGCCACCAUACAGACCGGCCUUGACGGGGCCAGUCUACACGAGUGAUGAAAAGGGACAAAGGUUUCCAAAAGAGUCCAGCUUUUACCAGUCGCCAGUAGCAGGCGUGCAUAACCAUGUGCCACAGAACCCUUCCAUGGAGCGCAGUCCUCGAAUAGCGGAUGAUAACUCAGUCUCCGUGCCCGUUCUCCCAGCCCAGGUCCACGAGCUUGACCACAAUGAGCGCCUCGAGACACAACACACACAAGAGCCGGACGUGACAAAACAGAACAUGUCCACGAAUAUUUCAUUGAACCAGCGACAAGCUGUUCCUUUAAACCCUGACUAUAGCACAUUAGAAUACGUUGCCACGUUAGAAUCUCGAAGCCGCCCUCCGGCAGCUCCAGCACCAGAACAACACUACCAAAACUUUUUGCAACAACUGCCUCCCCACUUACAACAGCAAGUGCAGCAUUCAAUGUGGCAUGGGUACCAGAACCAGCACAUACUACAAGGACAACCGAUCGUCAACUCGCCUGUCUCAAGACCCCAGACCAGCAACGCAGGGCCCGAAAUUUUACCCGCUGUCACAGAUCCCCUUUUCCAACAAAGGAUACCUACCAUUCCCUCAGUCCCACGGCCGCUAUCAAUACGGUCUACCGGUUCGAACGGAUCAAGAAUGGGGUCAUUUGCGGUACGCAAGGGGAUACCUCCGGGUAUCGCUGAUGCAAUACACAAACCUGCACCCUCGGCCCUGGAGACCCCAUUCAAUAGCCUACCUCGCUAUGUGAAGCCGAAAGUGCUCGAUCUCGCCGACAGUGAGCAGAUGACCACAUUGAAUAGCCCGACUUCGCCGACAGGACAGUACACGGAUAGCACCUCGGACAGCAUUACAGUGAAAUCCACCUCUGAGAGUGCAUCGCUUGAAUCUACGAUGCGGCUCGCACCGGUUCGUGCAGGUUCACCUCAAUUGCAAAUAGCGCGAUCGCAGCUCAACUUACCGAGUGAGUCGAAUCUUGCUGGAUUCUGCAAGGGUGCUGUGAGGCAACAACUUGGCGCACGGAAAAAGGGGUUCUCGCUUGAACACCGGAAGGGGCCCAAAGGCCAAGAAUACUUUUGGCGGUGCACCAAAUGCAACUUCGAAGGGCCGGCAUUAGUGUCUAGGGCGCUGCCGAGCGGCGGACGUGGUUCGGUCAAGACGGAGAAGACGUACGAUACCAAAGUACGAUAUUCUGAGGGAGGUAUCAAAUAUCGGUGGAAUCUACUCGCCAAGUGCCAUGUCUCCAAGAAGUUGACGAUCGGCGAUACAAUGAACAACAGCGAUGUGUUUGCCUGUUAUUUCUGUUGUGUGGAGGGAGUUGCCAAAGGCUGGAUCGAGGACGGAGUGUCGUCGCAGCUGGCCAGGCUGGGCGCUUUCGGAGAGAAGAAAGCGACAACGGUCAAUGUGACACCCACAUUCACUGGACUGCAAGCGUUCCUCGCACAUCUGGAGACGCACCGGCUUCCGAAUCGCACUCCGGGGUUGAUUCCGUCGAAUGAGAUGUAUUGCAUCGUGGGCAGAGUUGCCCAUGACCAAGAAGAAUUCGACUUGAACUUGCCCCCACUGGGGGCAUGAGGCGAAGGGAGUUUUGAUAUUGAAGAAAAGAUUUGACGGCGGGUGGACCCGCAGCGGGUUUCAGGAUAAUGGUUCGGAAUCCAUGACGAAACGACUGUAGAGGUUACAACAUCCAACAAAUAUUAUCUGGGAUAAUCAGAUGGGGCCGCGAGAGGGGCCACCAUGAGCAACACCUCUUGAAUAUCAUGCUCCUCUGGGGUGUUUUCUUUCUCGCGUAUCCUUCGGCCUUCUCUUUUCUCGA